Symbiodinium sp. CCMP2592 is the source of this 3135-nucleotide messenger RNA. NCBI's taxonomy places the organism in Eukaryota, Dinophyceae, Suessiales, Symbiodiniaceae. The record is from the annotation of a GenBank genome assembly.
AUGGCUGUCGAGCCUAAUGCUGACGAAGCUCUCCUGCAAGUGCUAAGUGUGGAUAAGUUCCUCUACGAAGACGGGGUGUAUGCAUUUUCCCCGGAGCGUGUCGAGCUCGCAAAGAAGCUUUGCUUUGAGAGAUUGAAGCUGUUGGUGCAGAGCGGCCAGUGCCGGAGGAUUGUUUGCACUUGUGGAUGUCCCGGCGCUGGCAAGAGCACCUGGAUCGCUGCGCACGGUCGAGAAGAGCGCGCCGUUUUCUUCGACGACUUGUUGUACACAGCCAGACAUCGCACACAAUUCUUGCAGAAUCUGAAAAGCUACGAGAUCGAGGUCCCAGUCGAGAUCGUGGCCAUCGAGAGAGACUUCGAAGCAGCGCUUGCUUCCAACUCGGCUCGGCCGGCUGAUCGGCAGGUGCCGCUCGAGGCCAUGCAGAAGUUCCGGGACAACUACACCAGACCUGGUCAGGACGAAGGAUUUUGCAGAGUGCGAGUUUUCAGCAAUUCGUUCGAAGACAAGACCGGGCGCGGAGGGUUCAACCUCGAAGUCCAAGCAGAGGCGCUCCGGCAGAUGCAAGAAGAAGUGAGCUGCAAACUGCCUGAUCUUCGCAGCGAAGGUGACUCUCACUGGCUAGCAAAUGGAGCGCAAGUGGAGCUGCAUGGACUCCAGAAAGCUCAGACCUUGAACGGCCUACGCGGUGAAAUCAUUGGCUUCGAUGACAAGCAGCUGAGAUACCGUGUGCGGCUCCACUCCGACAACACUGUGAAGGUUGUUGCCAAGAAGAACCUGCGACUGCUGACGCUGGAGGACAGAGUGCUGUUCGUGGAAACCGGUACUUUUUUGGGUCAAACUGUGGUCGCACUGGCAGCACACUUUGAUGAGCUCCAUACAAUAGAAGUGGACAGCAAGCUCUUCGAGGCCGCGAAGCUUGCAUCUUGGAAGGCAGCGCAUCCGAUUCACUUUCACCUUGGACAUUCGGCACAUGUGCUGGAGAAGAUCCUGCCUGGCUUAAUGGGCCCAGCUGUUUUCUACCUCGAUGCACACUACUCGGGUUCAGUGACAGGCGGUGCCUUUUCGGAAGUACCUUUGCUGGAGGAGCUGGUUGUUUUGGAGCGUCAAUUUGUGCAUGCAGGCCUCGUCGUGAUUGAUGAUAUGGAUCUUUUCAGCAAAGUGAAUUUCUUUGAGAGGGUGAGCGGCAAGACUGGCAAGAGUUGUGGGGAGAGGGCAUCGGACUGGCGCCCUAUCAGUUGUCAGUCAAUUUGUAGGUGCUUCGCAGCCGAGCGAGUGCAACACAGCUUUCCCACGCGUUCGGGAAACCGCUACAUCCUCUGUCUAGGAGCCACUGCCAGCGGCAAAGAUUCUGAGCCACAGCUGAACACCGCUUGCUUGACAUAUGGUGCUGCUUGCCCAGACCUUGCCUGGAGAUCCUACGGCGCUUCACACUGGCUGUCAGUCCCUGGCCAUCCACUGAACUUGGACGGUCUCAGACGCCUUCGUGCCGAAGGACCCUGGUGGUCUUCCAUUGCUGAUGCCAUGGAGACUGAGCCCGGAGCUAAGCAAAAAAACGCGCACCAGCAUCGCAACUCCUUGGGCAGCUCUUCCACACAAUUUCUGGAGGUGGUCAAGCAAAUGAGCGAUGCGAGGAGUGAAACAUCGAAGCUUUGCGAGAAGUCGGUGGACGUGAAGCUGACGCGGCAACAGGCCAUCAUGAUGCAUGAUGAUUUGCUGGAGGUUUACAUGGAGGAGGGCUUUCAGCGAAGGUUGGAAGCAGCCUGGGCGGCCGCCGGCGAGAAGCGGGCGCUCCAACAGAAAGCCAAGCGAGAGGUCUGUCUACCAUUGCAGAUGCCCAUCGUUGCAAAGUAUGGCUUUGAACCCACUGAGAAGGGAGUCUUUGCCAGUCUCUGGUCUAUACGCACCACUUUCUUCAACUUCGCGACCGAAGCGAGCAUGGACGUUGAAAUGACACGGAAGGCUGAACUGAUGCAUUUCCUCGUGACGCCAGGAGCAGAGCUCCAACAACACGCUGCGCCGGCCGCGCAACUCAGCGGGUCCACACGCAGUCUCCCAGCACCCAGUCAGUCCAGGGACCUGGUGCCGGCAGGAGCUCCCCAGAUGCCAGGCCCACCCGCGGGUCGCAUCACGCGUGAGAUGGUUCUCAAGGCAGUCGACCGGGUAAAAGUAGACACUGUGGCUUUGCAGCAGCGAAUCGCCGCGCGGCAGGCGGGAGGCGGCAUGACGACCUCAGACAUUUGCGACGUGUACUUGAGGCUCGUCGCCUCCGAAGAAUCAUACCGAGAAGUCAAGGAGCUCUACCAAAGCCAGAACGGCCGUGAUGAGGAGCUUGAGCUGCUAGGAAAUGCGGCCUUGGAAAGUAGUGAGGUCGUUGCAGAGCAAUACUUCGAAGUCCGAUCGUGGCAAGAGUAUUUCCAGGAUGAGGUCAACGUGACCAAGUACAGUGUGAAGAAACACGGAAUACUGGGCACUCUGAAGAACGAGGUCGUUGAGGUCGGCAACGACGUGAAGGACCUCGGCCGUGGAGCUGCCACGGUAGUUCAAACUGGACGAGAGCAGGUACCGCAUUUGGUACGAGCUGCGACGGACACGAUGGGCAACGUAGUGCAGACCGGAAGCGCUGCAGCAGCUUCUACCGGGGCGAGCUUUGCUGCGAGGAGCCAAGAACAUCUCACCUCGGCUGUCCAUGAAACCGUUGUGGCACCGGUGAAGCGUGCGUGGCAUUUGAUGGCGACAGGCUUCAUUCUGUGCGUUCUCGUGCCGCUGUUUGCUCUCAGGACGUAUGCUCCCCUGAACUCCGUGGUGUCAAACCUAGGCCUGCUUUGGCUCUUGAUUUGCACAUGCUGUCCACCCAGGGGCAUGAACGGAAGAGCAGGGAAGUCUGCGCUGCUGCUGCUCUAUCCAUUGAUAACGGUGGUUUUGCCACUGGCACUUCACUACUGGGCAACUCAUCCUCAGCUCUCACAAGAUGUCGGCGAUAUGUUCCGUCGAUUGCCGGAGCAAUUGGGCCGAAUUCCUGAGCAGCUGAAGGAGCUGCCUGGCAUCAACAAGCUGCGGUGUAGCGAUAACGACCAGAGCUGCCCUACGCCCAGUCUGAGAGGGUCAGAGGCACUAGAACCUGGGCCAGGGUCGUAG